This is a messenger RNA of Microthlaspi erraticum, 450 nucleotides long. NCBI's taxonomy places the organism in Eukaryota, Viridiplantae, Streptophyta, Magnoliopsida, Brassicales, Brassicaceae. The record is from the annotation of a GenBank genome assembly.
AUGCGUCACAAGGGAGACAACAAGCGAGGCGAGGAUCGUGCUAAAUCUUCGUCGAGUCCACAAAUGAAUAGAGCAUGGUUGAGGGCCGAUCGGAUCGAGAUAGCUUCCGCCAUAAGUGGAGACAUCACAAACCGUUCCGCUGAGUAUCCGGUAGCUAGAUUCCCGCCGGCCUCAUCAACGAAGAUCCAUCCCAUUCCACCGAUCUUGUGCUCUUCACUCCAAGCUCCAUCGGGGAAACAGAUGGCCCAGCAGAUCCAUGCGAAGAGUGGUCCUUCUCCUACUCCCGUUGGCGGGAGGCAGAGCCAUGCUUUUGAGGCAGUAAGUGUAGUGGAGAAGCUUUGGAGUUGGAGAGAGUUUAUGGGAGAAGAAAAUGGGGCUAAGUUUCAGACUUCCUUAGCAAAUUCACAGUGGAAAAAUAGGUGUUCUGUUGUUUCCAAUUCACCGCAGUGA